Molecule: messenger RNA, 2435 nt
Organism: Nicotiana tabacum (common tobacco)
Lineage: Eukaryota; Viridiplantae; Streptophyta; Magnoliopsida; Solanales; Solanaceae
Source: RefSeq, a predicted model, not a curated record
UAGAAACAGGGAAAAAGGAGCAAAAUAAAGUCCCUUCUCCCUCUAUGUUAGGAUUCCAUUGUUUUCACAACUUUCCUAUUCCACCAAACACAAUUUCUUCAGCUAAAAGCCUGUAAUCCCAUUACUCCUUCAAUAAACAGUAAACCCCACAACCAAAAAUACUCAUUAUUACAAUCUUGAAUCAUUAGACUAAGCAUACAAAAAAGUUGAAAAAAAGGAGGAAAUAUGGAAGUAGACAAUAGAAGAAAGAGCACAUCAUCAAGAAAUAAUGGUAGUGUUGUGGCAUCAGGUUCUGUUUGGGAAAACAGAAUGAAACUUGAUGAAGUAAAAGGUGGAAUUAAAGUACUUAUUAGUAACAGUUCUGAAGAAACCCCAGAUGAAAAUGAUGAUAAAAAUUGCACCUUUUUUACUCAAGUGGAUAAAAAGUUGGAAAUAGAGCCAAAAAAAUGCAAUCUUGGUGUUGUUGGGGUUAUGAGUGGGAAGAGAAAAACUUGGAAAGCUGAAAACUUUGAAGGAAACCCAAUUCAGAUUGCUAGUAAAAGACCUGAUUUGAGCAAAAAAUUGGAUGAAAAGUGUCAAGAUUUGAGCAAAAUCCCAAGUCAGAGCAUGAAAAAAUCUGAGUCUCUUAAUGGGAAAGCAAAAGUAGUAUCAAGUAAGGAACUUGAUGAGGAAAGCAAGCAUCUUCAUUUUAAAAUCUUGAAAAAAUCCAAUCUUGAGGAGUCGAGUAAGAAUAUUGAAGGAUCAAUUAAGGAAAACGAGAACAAACCAAGUGGGAUUAAGAAGACAAAAUCUGAGGAAAAUUGUGAAGAGAAAUUCAUCACAAGCAAUGCGGUGAACUUGAAUUAUGGUGAGGAGGUUUCGUCCGCUAUUUUGGACAGACAGGUUCGGAAGUUAAGGUCGAAGGAGAUCACUUCUGAGGCUAAAUUUGCAACUAAAGUAGAUAAAAAUCUUGAAAAUGAAGAGGAAGAAGAAGAAGAAGAAGAAUGGGAUGAGGUAUUAGAGGAAGAAAUUGAUGAGGAAAUGGAAAAGAAAAGUGUUGAUGUUAAACAAAUUAAAGUACAAGUACAGAAGCCUAAAAAGAUUGUGACUGAAGAUAAGAAACUUCAGUAUAGUAAUAAAAAACAAAUAUCAAUUUCUUCAGUUAACAAGAAACAGCCCCCUCCUACUUCAAACCAUGCCAAAAUUCAUCUAAGCCAAACAAGAACCAAAUCAGUUCCAGUUUCAGAUGUAAAUCCUAGACAAAAUGGCAAAUUACAAAGCUUUGUUGACUUAGUGAUGUGGAGAAAUGUAUCAAAAUCCACAUUAAUCUUUGGAAUUGGAACCUUUGCUAUUAUUUCAUCUUCAUAUACUCAAGAUCUCAAUAUCAGCUUCAUUGCUGUGCUUUCCUACUUGGGUCUGGUCUAUCUUGCUGCAAUCUUUCUCUUUAGAUCCCUCAUUCACAGGAGAGCAAAUGAUAUUGGUGAAUCAAGUGAGUAUGUAGUAGGGGAAGAAGAAGCAGUGUGGGCACUGAAGUUGAUACUUCCUUUCAUAAAUGAGUUUCUUUUGAAAAUCAGAGCCCUUUUUUCCGGUGAUCCUGCAACUACAAUGAAGAUGGCAGUUCUGCUGUUUCUUUUGGCUCGGUAUGGCAGCUCCAUAACCAUUUGGAAACUGUCCAAAUUAGGCUUUUUUGGAGUCAUGGUCAUACCAAAAAUUUGCUCUUCUUAUUCCACACAGUUAACCUCUUACGGUACAUUUUUGACACGAUACGUUAGAGAUGCUUGGGAAUCAUGUAGUCACAAAAAAGCAGUUGGAUUUGCAAUCUUCACAUUAGUUUGGAAUUUCUCUUCAAUCAUUGCCAGAAUAUGGGCAGUGUUCAUGUUAUAUGUGGGAUUUAGGUACUAUCAACAAACCUUGAUUACAGAGGACAUUACUAUAAAAGCUGAUGAUUCUUGGCAAGGAAAAAUAAGAGAACAGAGACAAGUUGGGAGAAAGUCCAGUUUAAUGGAAACAAGAAAACAAAAGAAAGCAUUUUAAGUUAAUCAAUAGCUAAUAUUAUAAAUAAUAAUAUUUUUUAUUAAUACAUGAGAGAUCAUUAACAAGGCUCGUUCAUAGAUCAGCGCAAAGCUAUUAAUCCAAGACGAGCGUCUUCUUCAUUUUCAUCUCCCCUAUUUUUCAACCAUUAUCUUUUAAGAUUCUUUUAUUCUUACUGUACAUAUUCAGCCUCUCUACUCCUUCGGGUAGGGGUAAGGUCUGCGUACACACUACCCUCCCCAGACCCCAUUAGUGGAAUUUUACUGGGUUGUUGUUACUGUACAUAUAGUUGUUUGACUAAGAAACUGAUGUUUUGGAGCAUAGCCUCCAUUGGCUAAUAAAGUUUUAUGCAAUUAACAUUUAAUUGCAAAACAUUGUUGUUUUGUUGUUGCAAUUAACAUUUAAAUGGAAUAUUGUUUUAAUCU